Messenger RNA from Trichoplax adhaerens, 1227 nucleotides. RefSeq lists its product as uncharacterized. NCBI's taxonomy places the organism in Eukaryota, Metazoa, Placozoa, Uniplacotomia, Trichoplacea, Trichoplacidae. The record is from RefSeq and is a predicted model, not a curated record. Gene Ontology annotation, cellular component: nucleus; chromosome. Gene Ontology annotation, molecular function: ATP binding; ATP hydrolysis activity. The transcript has 15 exons. Bases 1 to 1227 code for a protein of 408 amino acids. Gene Ontology annotation, biological process: meiotic recombination checkpoint signaling; reciprocal meiotic recombination.
AUGCAAUCACUUAUUCGUAAUAGCCAUGCAAUCUCAGAUGAAAUUGAAUCGCGUGUCAGAGCUAUCCUCCUACAGUUGGAUAAAAUUUCUACCGAAUUCGAAUUAGAACAAUUUCAGGAUGAUUUUUUAACAGACAAUAUCGAGAGCAUUAAGAUAUCGGAUAUGGGUGCCUCAUAUCAGAUGGUCAACCUAACCAACUGUAAAAUCAUAAUAAAUGUCUUUCAACUGCAUCAAGAUGAGCCUGCAGAUGAAGGUUUAAAUGAUGAUGAUGAGAAUAUAGUAGCUGCACGUCACUGGAUUUUACCAUCUACAUACUUACAUGAUACGUGGGAUAGUUUAAUUUACGAGGAUAAUAUUAAGGCUAAGCUUUUAAGCUACAUUUCUACCACUCUACUCUUUUCGGACAAGAAAGUAAACCAGGAUCUAAUAAAUUGGAAUAGGAUCGUUUUAUUGCAUGGCCCACCAGGAACUGGAAAAACGUCACUUUGUAAAGCAUUAGCCCAUAAAUUAACCAUAAGAUUUUCCAAACGGUAUAAAUACGGUCAAUUAAUUGAAAUAAAUAGUCAUUCGUUGUUUUCGAAGUGGUUCUCGGAGAGUGGUAAACUGGUUAUGAAGAUGUUUCAAAAAAUUCAAGAAUUGGUUGAUGAUUCAGACGCUCUGGUAGAAAGCCUAACUGCUGCAAGAUCAGCAGCAUUAAAUGGAACUGAACCUUCUGAUGCAAUUCGUGUUGUAAAUGCUCUAUUAACGCAGCUUGAUCGUAUUAAAAGUUAUCCAAAUGUUGUCAUCUUAACUACAUCAAACAUUACUGAUGCAAUAGAUCUGGCCUUCGUUGAUCGAUCUUCUCAAAAUUUUAUAUUGCUAAGAGCUGAUAUAAAACAGUUUAUUGGCCUUCCGUCAGUUAGCGCUACCAUGUCAAUCCAUUGUGCAAGUCUUAAUGAGCUCAUGAGAGUUGGCAUAAUUACACCUCCGAAAUUAUUAAUAGAUAAUAGGAUAAUACUAUCAAAAAUCAGUUCUACCAAAGAUGAGACGGCGAAACUUAGUCAAAAACUAUUGGAAGUUGCUAGAUUGUGCAAAGGCAGGAGUGGCCGCUACCUAAAAAAACUUCCAUUUUUAGCACACGCCUUAGCAAUUCAGUCGGCAACUUGCAAUAUAAAAGAUUUCAUUGAUGCUAUGUCCAAAACUAUUGAACAAGCUGAUGGCGAAAAAGAUUUGUUUACCACAUCUUAG